AUGCCGCCUGUCCCCUUCCAUUUUUCCUUUCUCAUUCCCCCCCUUGCCAGCCUGGAAUUCGGCCACAAGCCCAAUCGAUCCCUCUUCGAUGCGCUCUUCUGUCACAUGCACCACGUGGGUCGCAGGGGGCUGCAUGGAGUUGUCAUUUUCGUCUCCUUUGUGCGCCCUUCACCCCCUCUCUUCCUACCCUUCUCUUCUCCCUCUACCAUCAGCCUGGACCUGGAUUUCGCCCACGAGCCCAAUCGAGCGCUCUUCGAUGCUCUCUUCCGUCACAUGCACCACGUGGGUCGCAGGGGGUGCCACCGCGCUGCCUUUGAGCUAUGUCGCCUGCUGCUCUCCCUCGAUCCCGACACCGACCCUCUUGGCGCUCUCCAGUGCAUUGACUUCUACGCCCUCAGAGCACGCCAGUUCACCUGGCUGCACGAUUUCGUGGACCAAUGGGGGGGUGACACGUCACUGGCUGUGCUGCCCAACUUCUGCUUCGCCCUGGCCCAGGCGAGGCUGGGGGAGGCCGAGGGGGAUGGAGAGGGGGAGAGGGGGGAGGGGAGUGGGGAGGCGGCCAAUGGCGCGUCGCCAGCUGGCAGGAACCGUGCCGCUGCCGCUGCUGCUGCUGCUGCUGCUGCCGCUGCUGCUGCUGCUCCUGACGCCGCGUCUCUCCUGCGCGAUGCCCUCUUCCUGCACCCGUACGUCUCAUGCCCUCAUCUCCACCGUUCCUCCUGUCCUCUUAAUCAUCUAGUGGUGAGGUACGUGCUGAAGGGGUUAGUAGAAAAGGCCCCGAUCAAGACCGACGCAUCCUGGACGUCCAUUCUCAAGCACCCACUAUUCGCGAGGACAACACCUGGCAGCGCGUCAUUGGAGCAUCUGGUGCGGCUGUACGUGGAGCGCAGUGCCGUGCUGUGGCGGGGGGAGGGCGUGCAGGCGCUGCUGAAGCGCGUGGCGGGGGAGGUGGUGGCGACGGUGGAGAGGGAGAGGCGGGAGGGCCGCGGGGACGGGGAGAUGGAGAGCUGGCAGUGCGUGCGGGAGGUGUCGUUUCCGUCAGGAUUGAACGCAUACCGCCACCUUCUGCUAUCCGAUUUCUCCGAUGCCGCCCCGACUCUGCCGCCCGAGGAGCUCAUGGCGAUGCAACAAGACGAAGCCGGCCGGCAGCGCCGCCCGGGAGCCCACGGUCUCGGCUUCUUGAUUGGUGCAGGCGCUGGCGCUGCUGGUGGGGGCGGGGGAGGCGGAGGGGGAGGAGGAGGGGGAAUGGGUGCAGGGGCAGGGGGAGGAGGGGCAAGGCAGGGGCAGGGGCAGCAGGUGGAUCUAGCAGGGAGGAACCCUCUGAUGGUGUUUCUAGAGGCGAUGCUGCCAUGGAACGACUUUGGGGGAGCGGGAGGUGCGGCAGGGAUGGGGGCAGGGGUGGGGAUGAAUGGGGAGGCGCAGCAGGCGGCUCUGGCUGCUGCUGUUGCUGCUGCUGGUGAUGGGGAGGAGGAUGAGGAUGAGGAUGAUGGUGAUGACGAUGACAUCGAGGAGCUUGAAAUGGAGGAGAGGCGAUAG
Messenger RNA from Closterium sp. Naga37s-1, 1533 nucleotides. NCBI's taxonomy places the organism in Eukaryota, Viridiplantae, Streptophyta, Zygnematophyceae, Desmidiales, Closteriaceae. The record is from the annotation of a GenBank genome assembly.